This is a messenger RNA of Drosophila bipectinata, 1112 nucleotides long. RefSeq names its product calphotin-like. NCBI's taxonomy places the organism in Eukaryota, Metazoa, Arthropoda, Insecta, Diptera, Drosophilidae. The record is from RefSeq and is a predicted model, not a curated record.
UAGGUGUUUGGAUCACACAUCGUAGAAUCGUCAGUUUAAGUUUUCGUUGUAACAAGGCACUCGUACAAAAAAUUCGUCUAAAUUUGUAAGAUAAACUUUUUAACGAUCGGACAAAAACACGCACUGCAUUGAUAAUGCACAAGGCUGCGGAGGACGUGCAGCCUGAUGACUUUGACCUGGUCGCAGAAGCCUUUGAGGCCUUCGAAGCGAACAACUUGAACAUUGAGGAGUUGGACUAUGAAGACACUGAAUAUACCGAUUCGGAAAGUGAGGAUAAUGGCGAGGGAGUUUUCAUCGAUUUGCGUGUUGGAGAGGACGUAAGGCUGGAGGCAGAGCCACUGUCCAACGAUGUGGAGGAACCAAUUGCCGCAGAGGGAGAGAUCGGAAUGGCGCUGCCCGCUCCUCAGCCGCAGCCCGCUUCUCAGCCACAGCCCGGGGUACCCGUAUCAGUACUGGAAGCAAUAGCAACAGCUGAGGUCGAAGGUGGAGAGGUGGAGGUGCCUGACUUUUAUGGACCUGUAUUGGUUCUCGAGGUUGAGGAUCCAUCGACAAACGUAACCAGACGGAUCCCGGUAACAAUGUCCCAUUUUAUGAUCGAUCCGACAACCGGUCUUAUGCUAGAGCCGAUGGCCGAGGCAGUGGCCGCUCUAUUAGUAGAAUUUGAUCCGCAGCAGGAGGAAGCCGGGGAAGUGGCAGAGCCAGUGGUAGCAGGUCCGAUGCCGGAGGAAGCUGGAGAAGUGGCAGAGCCAGUGGUAGCAGGUCUGAAGCCGGAGGAAGCCGAGACAGUGGCCGAGCCAGUAGUAGCAGUAGCUCCGAAGCAGAAGGAAGCCGGGGCAGUGGCAGAGCCAGCUACUCCGAUGGGCACUCCGCCGACAGCUCCACUUGCAGAUCUAGAUGCAGAGUCAAAGGUAACCGGUGAUACUCCGAAGGCCACUCCGAUAGCAGAACCAGGGACUGAACCAAUGGAGGCGCUUGGACAGGAGGCUUCAACUAAUGCUGACGGCGAGCCAAAUGAACUAAAUGGCGGUACCAACGUAAUCGUAGUCGAUGAUAUGGGCGAUAUGGUUCGCGCCCUCGAAGACAUCCUCGAAUAUAUGUACCGUCUGAACUAG